Messenger RNA from Aethina tumida (small hive beetle), 3593 nucleotides. Its product is annotated as zinc finger protein 271. The record is from RefSeq and is a predicted model, not a curated record. NCBI's taxonomy places the organism in Eukaryota, Metazoa, Arthropoda, Insecta, Coleoptera, Nitidulidae. The transcript has 5 exons. Gene Ontology annotation, molecular function: DNA-binding transcription factor activity, RNA polymerase II-specific; RNA polymerase II transcription regulatory region sequence-specific DNA binding. Gene Ontology annotation, cellular component: nucleus. The coding region runs from base 299 to 1879 and encodes 526 amino acids. Gene Ontology annotation, biological process: regulation of transcription by RNA polymerase II.
AUAAUUGUGUAUAUUUGUAUAUUUUUAAUGUUAAUAAUAAUUAAGUGUAAGGGAAAAAUCAAUAAAAUCUGGGAAAAAAAGAAAAAGUGCAUCGUAUCAGUGGCUGCAAGUGUUAUCUGUCAUUUGAUAACAAUUAUCUAAAGUCUAUAUAAAGUAUUGUGAAAAUGAUAAUCAGCGAAAAUAGAUAAUUAGUUCGAUAUUUAUUAAUUACUAAUCCAACCCAAUGUACUAUGCAGUGUUUGGAUAAAAAUUGAUUACCAUAAAAAAGUAAUAUGAUGCUGUCCAUAUUGGUAUCGCCAUGGGAACACCAGGCGAUAAAGCGAAAAUCAGCCAGGUAGUGGAGCCGUUCGAAGAGGCGGCACCGUCCCAGCAUCGGCCUCAAAGUUCCGCAGCCGCCGCCCCGCCACAGCCACCAGGCGCCGUCCCGAUGGGUCUGCCGCGAUUCGAGACGCUGGCGACGUCGGGCGUCGCGGCGGUGGCGGCGGCGGCUCUCGGCAAAUCGCCCGAGACGCCACAAAGCCCCGGUCAGAUCGACUUCUACUACUCGCACUCGAAGUACUAUCCGAGUGUGUCGGAGAAUGUGCACGGCCCCUUUUCUAACCUACAACAGCAACAGGAUGCCCUCAAACAAAAACCUCAGAAAACAUUCCCAGUACCGAGCAUGGACCAGCCGGGUCCUUCGGGCGUACAAACGCCCAAAACCAAACCGAUCGCGGCACCUCAAAGAUUGAAGAAGCACAAGAAACGUGACUCGUCGCCGGCCACGCCGAAAAAGACCUAUUCGUGCAGCGUGUGCCAGAAGAACUACGCGUCGUCGGAGAAACUGGCCAAGCACCAACAGACCCACACGCACUCGUCACCCUUCAAAUGCGACCACUGCAAAAAGGUGUUCACGUCCAAGUUCAAGCUGGUCAGGCACACGCUCAUCCACUCGGACAGCAAGCCGUUCGUUUGUUCGGUGUGCGAGAGGACGUUCCAUCGGAAGGACCAUCUGAAGAACCAUUUCAAGGUGCACAGCCCGUGCAAGGAGGUGUUCGCAUGUGACAAGCCCAACUGCAAGAAGGAGUACACGUCGGUGUUGAGCUUCAAGAAACAUCUGGCCAUACACGAAGCGGAAGAGGGGAAUCUCACUUGUCAGAUAUGCUCAUUCAAGUUCGAAACGAAAGAGGAAAUCAUCUAUCAUCUCAAGAUACACGCGGGCAGCCGCACCGUCAAGAACCCGGAGGAGAAGAAGUACACGUGCGAGCACUGCGACCGCAAGUUCUUCACCAAGAAGGACGUGCGGAGGCACUUGGUGGUGCACACGGGCAUGAGGGACUUCCUGUGCCAGUUCUGUCCGCAGCGAUUCGGCAGGAAGGACCAUUUGGUGCGCCACAUCAAAAAGUCGCACAACUUCAAGUAUCAGUCGGAUGAACAACAGCAGGCCACCACGGCGAAAGUCGACAAAAAGCGUUUACCGGAGACAGAGACGUCUUCCAGCGCGGACCGCUUCAAAAGCAACAUAUCGGAGAGCAGUAACGUGAGCAACGCGACCGAUUUUCACCUCGAGCUGCUCGACAAUCUGACCAAUAUCGACGAGACUCUGUUCCUCGAUCCGUCAACGUCUAACGAGGCGCCGCCCGAACUGCGCGACCUCGGCCCCAUCGAACUGGACGAGGAGAUACAGGCGGCCGGCCCCAUUGACAUCCCACCGUCGACGUCGACGUCCGCCCUGUUCGACGACUCGUUCGACAUUGUGGGACAAGUAACGAACGUGUUGGACGAUGUGGAGUUCAACAGACUGCUCAAGGAAGAGCCGUUGGAGGACGAAGACGGCGAGGCGAAGGAGAAGAAGCCGCUGCCGUCGUUCAGCAAAACCUUUCAGCCGCCCCCGACCUAAAGGGUGCGGAUGUGUGUUCUCUAAGCUGUGGUAUAGGGUUGGUGUUUCGUUCGUGGCCGGAAGGGAUUUUCUUGUUUCUUAUUCCGCGCUUUUACGUUCCUAAUAUGCAUUUAUGUUUUGAAAGGUUUCGUCCUAUUACAAUGAUGACAGAGUAAGUUGUUUGUUCGUUCUUUAUUCAUUGUGAAAUGAGAUGUGCAAUAUAAAAGUCACUUCUUUCACGGUAGAAAUUUGGGCUGCACUAUCUGUUGGGUUUUUAUAAAUAAGCCUUAAAUUUGUACCGUAAAAGAAGACGUUGCUGUUAUGAGUGAAACGUGUUGCAGAUUCGGUUUCAUAACGUUAAUUAAUGAACCUUUUUAACAAUUUGUCUUUAUAUUUUUUAAUAAGCAGCUCUAAUUGUGGAAAAUUAUGUCGAUAAUGUUCAUCAUAAGUGAAAACGAAAGUCCCCCCUGUUCAAAUCUUCAAACUACGUUUUAUGUUUGAAAAAUAGUAUUUUACGCCACGUUCGUAAUUCUGCCCACUUUUUAUCACAUCAAAAAUGUAGUAUUAUAUUUUAAAACGUGUUCCAAAACGGAAUUUAGUCAAAGUUUGUGUAGUUUACUAAGCCAUGUCAAAAUAUCUGACGUAUUUUAACCUUUCAUUUUGAAAUUAACCCUUUAAUUAUACAUAUAUUACCGAUUUCAAAUUGCAGCAUUUUCUAGGAACUUUACAAAAAUUCCCAAAUACUUAAAUCUAGUCAUAAAUUCAGUAAAAUCAACAAUCAACAAGUUCCUGUUUCAAAAUGAAAGAAUAAUAAAAUAAUUGUUCGUUCUAAAUGCUACACGACUCUAGAAAAAAUGUAUUUUUAUUGAUAACUACAAGUCUGCCAGGAGUAUGCAGUUUUUAAUACUUUUUAAUAAUAUUGCAUUUUAAUUUUUAAAUGUAAAGUAAAAUAUAAAAAGCCAUAAACGUUCAUAAUAUACAAAAAAAAUCACAAAAUACGUAAAAACUUCUUAGUAUUUGGAACUGGUUAGAUUGAGCAGUUCCACAAAAUUUAAACUUAUUAAUUUUAAACCUACCGCAAAAUUUAUUUUUAUUGUAGAAUCUCGCUCAAGCAUAUAACACGAAAUUAAAAAAAAAAAAAACGGAUGAAUUUCAGCAAAAUUAUUAAUUUUUGUAAUUCAAUUGUGUCAAUUCAGUAUGUUUUUAGUGUACUUAAGCUGUACUAAAACGUAGAGAUUAACGUGUACUUGUUUUCGGAGAGUGCAGCUUCAAGAGUAGCAAACUAAAAUUUUUACGAUAAGUUUUAACGCCACGAUCAUGAGAUUUUAAUUGAUGAGAUACCACACUAGUACGAUACAUAGGAAUGGAUCAAUAUUUCGCAUGAAUUAUAUGUCAUAAUAACAGAAUCUCGCAGGUUAUAACAAUUUUUACAUAUUAUCAUCGCGAAAUUUGACUAUAGUUGUAACAAAAACUAAUAAUUUUUAUUAUAUUAGAUUUGCAUUGGCUUUAAUCUGUUAAAUGUUGAAGUAUGAUUAUUAUUUAAAAUCCGUUUUUGUAUAGAUUGUUGAUUCCUAUAUAAAAUAUAUUGCUGUUAUAUUUUAUCUGUUAAAAAAAUACUUAGCGUUCCACUACACACAUAUUCCAUUGGACUAAUAUACAGGGCUGUAAAAGUAUCUACAACAAUGGAAUAAUAUAAAAAAUAUAUUCUAAAUUAAAUCAAACUUUAAUAAAAUAU